AUGCAACAGGAAUUCAGCGUAAAUUUUAGUCGUACACUUAAUUUAACAAUUUUAUCAAAUAAUACGUGUGAUCAUUAUUGUGAUAAUACAUUUGGCGACUCAGACAUGGAACAUAGAUUUAAAUGUGGCUCAAAAAAUGAUACCCGAAUAUGGACUGUAUAUGAUUUAACUGAUACAUGUCCAUCUCAUUCUGUUUAUGUAAAAGAAUUAAAUGAAUGCAUGUCUUCGAUAGUUAACAUUAUGCAUUCAUGCCCAUCUUCAUCGAAACAAUAUUUUUAUAAUGGAAAAAUAACAUGGAAUGCCUUUCUGAAAAUUAUUGAUAAGUUAAACUUAACAAAAUCGACUGUUAGAAUAAGUUUUUAUAAUGAUGAUAUUGUUGAUCCUAAAUGGAAAUGUCCAACAGAAUAUUCAGACAAUAAUAAUACAGGAUUGUCUAGCUAUAGUUUUCGUUCGAUUUAUACAUUAAGUAAUAGCUGUUUAAGUUCACAUGGAUAUUCAUCGUAUGAAAUUCUAUUAUCAUCAGCUCAUUUAUGUAUAACUUCUUUAAAAAGUGAUGAUUCAUUAUCUAUAUACACUAGUCGUUCAUCCAGUUAUGAAACUUCUAUAAAUCCUUGGCUUCCUGAUUGUCCAGUGAACUGGCUUGAUUUAAAUAAGUACUGUUAUCGAAUAUCGGAUACAAGUAAAACAAUACAAGAAGCAAAAUAUAGCUGUAUUACUGCAGCUCAAUCCGAA
Messenger RNA from Adineta steineri, 732 nucleotides. Lineage: Eukaryota; Metazoa; Rotifera; Eurotatoria; Adinetida; Adinetidae. The record is from the annotation of a GenBank genome assembly.